Sitodiplosis mosellana (orange wheat blossom midge) is the source of this 1434-nucleotide messenger RNA. RefSeq lists its product as uncharacterized. Lineage: Eukaryota; Metazoa; Arthropoda; Insecta; Diptera; Cecidomyiidae. Gene Ontology annotation, molecular function: structural constituent of chitin-based larval cuticle. Gene Ontology annotation, cellular component: chitin-based extracellular matrix. The annotation marks the transcript as partial. The transcript has a single exon. The record is from RefSeq and is a predicted model, not a curated record.
CUCGUGAAGUGAAGAUUAAAACGUGGUAUACAGGAUGUUUAUAUUCAAAACAAAAAUGCAGCAAACAUACUAAUACUUUUUUGUUUGAAUGUUCUGAAUCUCUAACAGUUAUCAAUCACUGGUAAUAAACAGUUAUCAAUCAUUGUGCUAAUUCUUCUGAAGAGAAUUCUGAUGAUUCAAUUGUGAUUAAAAACUUGAGCGAAAAUAGUGUUAUUCCCUCUUGUGAAAAACCAUAACUACAUCAAGAAAUUCUGUAUUUGAAUGCAAUAAGAAAUAGUCAAAAUUAAGUACGCCAAAUCGUCUUUUGUGUGGUAUAUCCUUUUGGUAAUGACCAUGUUGGUCGUUUGGUUUGUUCUAACGUUUGGUUUAGUAACACAGCCCAGAACUAUCAUUGCGGAUAAAACCCAUGCAGCAAUCAUUGCAAACUCACCCACCACGAAAACUGAUUCCACUGUUAUAAAUGAAGAUCCCGAAAAUUCGAAAACAAAAGAUGGAAAAAAGCUAGAAAUUAUCAAACAAAUUAGGCGCGUAAAUAGUGAUGGUUCAUUCGUAGUUGGCUAUGAAGCUGUUGAUGGAACAUUCAAGAUUGAGAGUCGUGAUGUUCUUGGGAAUAUAAUGGGAACGUAUGGUUAUAUAGAUGAAAACGGCGAAAUUAAACGUGUUUCAUACACGGCAAAUAAUACAACAAAUGGUUUGAAAAGUGUUCAACAUCAAAUUUUAGACUCACCACGAGAAAAUAAAACAACAGCUUCGACUCAGAAAUCAUCUUCUGUAGGUAGCUCAGCUGUGCCUUCACUUUCCAACAUUAUUACCAUACCUAAGAUGCGAACUUAUUACGCUUCAACUCAAGCAACAAAAAAUUAUCAACAAUUACACACUACACCGAAAAUUUGGAAUAUGAACCACGACCAAAAGUCUGAACCAACUACGACUAUCGUUUAUGCAACAUCAAUGGAACCAACAGCUAAACCGAACACAAUGUCUACAACACGAUCUGUUCAAAAGACGGAUAAAAUAGAAAUUAAUGAACGUUUUUCAAAAGUCAUUAACGUUAACAAAAUUCAUAAAAUUUUAAAUAACACCGAUGUGAAGUCGGAACGUAGAAAAGUUAGGGCUAAUACGUUGAGGCGCCAAUUGUCAAAAGAUCAGAGUGAAAAUUUCGAAACUAAUCCACAAGUUGUAUACAGCCAAUCUUCGGAUGAAGAUUCAGUGCACGGUACACAACGAACAAUAUUUACUACUACAAGUAAUCCUCGGAUACCAGCGCUCGUUCUUGCAGCCCGGAAUAGAGCUGCAGUGUUGAAAAAUGCGGCAUUGCAAAACAAAAAUCAUGCAGAAAAAAUGUAUUCAAAAUCAUCUCGAUGGAAAUCUGAUCGAUCUGAAGAUAGUAGUUCGAUUUCGGAACCAUUGUCAGAAAAUGAAUACACAACACAG